Molecule: messenger RNA, 1522 nt
Organism: Annulohypoxylon truncatum
Lineage: Eukaryota; Fungi; Ascomycota; Sordariomycetes; Xylariales; Hypoxylaceae
Exons: 1
Coding region: 227-1036 (269 amino acids)
Source: RefSeq, a predicted model, not a curated record
AGGUUUACCCCGCCGUCGAAGUUACCUUACGCUUCCGUUGCAGACGACCUACCAGGUACCUUAGUAGGUACCUAGACAUCCAUUUACAAUGGGAGGAUAAUGGAUGGCGGUGUCGUAUACAUGUGGCCAGUCGUAUUGUCUAUAACAAACAGCGAAGAUAUGUCAACUUCAUAAGUAGUUUUCUUUUCUUGGAACGGUAAAACGAAGUAUCAGUUACCUAUAAAUCAUGCAACCUUCGGAGGACGAGAUCCUCGCAGCCCUGGCGCACUAUCGCGCUGCCGUGUUGGAGCAUAAUCGUAUCGCUUUGACGCAUUUCGUGCACCAUGCCGACACGGAGCAGCCCCCGGCGGGAAGUCGAUUGACCGCUAGCAAGAUCGCCGAAAUCCGUCGAAAGUACAUGUAUAAUCUGCUCUGCGUCUCACGGCCGGAGAACCUGGACCCGUCGAUGCAGAUCGAAGCGCCCGCCGACGUGAUGACUAAGUGGGAUGCCAUGGUGCGAGCUUUCGGCCUGGACGGCGUAUUCGCUAGUCCCAACACGGAGCAUCGGAGGGAGCUCUGCGCUACUUACAAGAGAUGCACGGAGGCUGAACUGUGCAGGAUAGGGGCCGACGUCGAGUUUCCCGCCGACUUUGAGUUCCUCAUGAACCAGGUCGACAGCCUCCAGGGACACGGGUGGCCGCAGUAUCACGAGCAUGGCCAGCAGAUACGCUUUUGGUACGGGCUAGACGAGAGCGAGGGCGACGUUAUAGGCCCUGAUGAUGACUUAGGCGGGCAGACUGGUCUGGAUGAUGACGAUUGGGAGGUUGUCGCCGGGUGGGAGUGCGGUGGAGGACCUGAGACGAGAUGCUUCGUCGUCUACUGCCGGCAGGAACAAACCGGUAAGGAGUGGCGAUGGCGAUAUGUGGCUGACAUGGGUCAGUACGGGGUAGAGGUUUUCGACAACCUGGUAGAGCUGCUACAGUGGUACGAGACGCUCCAUGUGCCGGACUUGGAUUACUACCUCAAUUUUUCUGGAUGCGGCAUCUUCGGCGGCUAGGCUAAGAUUGCAUCAGAAUUGAUCUGUUCCAAUAUUGGCCACCGUUGUCGGCGCAGGCAAGUCAACGCAUAGAGAGUAAUGAAAGCACAUAGGAAGGACGCUCGCUCCAUAACGUCGAUUAAGGGCCUCCUUUCUCGAUGCUCGAGUGCAAGUUGCUUCUACAACCCGAUUGAUCUCGCGUUGGAUGGUAUUAUUACCGAGCUCAUUCCCGUACUUAAUCAAUGUAUGUGUGAUAACUUACCUAUGGUACUAAGGCAACAGCUUUGAUCUGGGUUGUAGAGCCUCAAUCCGGUGCCGAGAAACAGCCCAGUCGUCAUAUCAUAUAAUCCAAGUUAUAUUGAAGCUCUGUUUCGUCUAAGUGCUGUGUUUGGUAUAAGCAUGAUCGAUUCUAGGUACAGAUGAUAAGAACGCACUAUGAGACAAGUCCUAGAUGCCAGCGCCUUCUUAUACGUGAGAUACAGUAACAUCGACGAUGACCUGUGUUAC